Staurois parvus is the source of this 303-nucleotide messenger RNA. NCBI's taxonomy places the organism in Eukaryota, Metazoa, Chordata, Amphibia, Anura, Ranidae. The record is from the annotation of a GenBank genome assembly.
CUACAAGCUUUAACAUGUGCUCUGCUGGACACUGAUAGAAGUCACAAGACUGCUCUAACUGCUGAUGAGAAAAGAUAUUUAGCAGUUUAUAUUUAUUUAAAUAAUUGCAUUUCCAUGUUCUGUGUACUGUGGAAGACCAGACAUAGUGAAUGCAGGGUACUGGGUUUAGUAAACACUUUAAGCUGAGCAUGUAUUGGUCAGAUUUCUUUCGAUCAAUAGAAACAAGCACUUAAAACUAGCAGUGUGGGUGCAGCCCCACUGCAAGAGAGAGAAUUUUCUGCUUUUCCCCAGAAAUGGUCUUUA